Molecule: messenger RNA, 2421 nt
Organism: Mobula hypostoma (lesser devil ray)
Lineage: Eukaryota; Metazoa; Chordata; Chondrichthyes; Myliobatiformes; Myliobatidae
Product: neurogenic locus notch homolog protein 4-like
Exons: 14
Coding region: 1-2421 (806 amino acids)
Source: RefSeq, a predicted model, not a curated record
AUGACUUUCACUUCAAGCUCUAUAGGUUCUGAAGUGACUGAGGCCAAUGUGAGAACCAUGGACUUGCCACAGUUGGUAGAGGAGGAGCCUGACCAGAUGGACAGACGUUACUGUGAAGGAGUUGGUCAAGAAAGAGUCACAGGACUCUGUGCUGCUGGUUAUUACUGUGUGAAGAUGGCGACAACUCCAACUCCAAAUGAUGGUAUUUCUGGAAAAGCCUGUCCUUCAGGACAUUUCUGUGUCAGUGGAGCUGCUGCUCCUCAACCAUGUCCACUUGGUUAUUAUAGCAACAGCUCUCAGAACUCCAGGGUGGAAGAUUGCCUUCCAUGCCCCCCAGGAUUUUCCUGUGACAGGAAAGGACUCAUUUCACCUUCCCAAGCCUGUGAUGCUGGGUUUUAUUGUCCAUCUGCCCAGAAUUCCAGCAGACCAGCUCCUUUCAUCUGUGCUAAAGGACACCAAUGCCCUCAGGGAAGUGCAGAACAACAACCGUGUUCCUCUGGCACAUAUCAAGACCAGGCUGGACAGGCCUCCUGCAUCCCCUGUCCUGCUGGAUUUUUCUGUCAUUUAACGUCCAACAAUUUUUCUAACUCUUUACAAGGAGUGCAGACACCUCACCCAUGUCCUGCAGGAUAUUACUGCCCAGAAGGUUCAGGGUUUCCUUCCCAAUUUCCAUGUCCAGUUGGAACAUUUAGCAACCGUACUGGGAUGGGUGCAGUCACAGAUUGUCUAUUGUGUCCUCCUGGGAAGUACUGUGACCAAGAAGGCCUGACUGAACCAAUGGGAGACUGCUGGGAAGGGUAUUGUUGCAUUGAAAGAUCUUCCUCUCCAAAUCCAACUGAUGGAAUUACAGGUCAGAGGUGCCCCAGAGGUUCAUACUGCCCCAAAGGUACUGAGUAUAUUAUACCCUGCCCAAUUGGACACUUUGGGCCUAUCCAAGGUAGUGGGUCAGAAAUUAAUUGUCUCCCCUGCCCGCCGGGAUUAUUCUGUAACUCCUCUGGCCUGGUGGCUGCAACUGGAAAAUGCAAUGCUGGCUACUACUGUACAGGAAACUCAAAGACAGCAACACCCAUAGAUCAUAUGACAGGUGGUAUGUGUAAGCCUGAGAGCUACUGCCCAGCUGGUGCUGCACAUCCAGUUCCAUGCGAUCCUGGUAAAUACUGCAAUGGGUUUGCUUUGUCAACUCCUUCUGGCCCAUGUCGAGCUGGUUAUUUUUGUGAUGGAAAUGCUUAUAGACCUGAUCCGCCGGAGAAUGUUUGCCCACCAGGACAUUAUUGUCCUGCAGGAUCAAAAGCUGCCUUACCCUGUCCACCAGGGACAUUUGCUGAUACAGCCGGUAACCCAGAUGUUUCUCACUGUCAUUUAUGUACUCCUGGAUUUUACUGUCCUGGAUUUGCAAAUAUUAAUGCUACCAAAGUGUGUCAAGCAGGGUAUUACUGUCCUAGUGGUCAAUCAGAACCAGCUUCAGUAGGGUUCAUUUGUCCAAUUGAUCACCACUGUCCCUCUGGCAGUUCAAAUCCCAAGCCAUGUCCUCCUGGGCAAUAUCAGGAUCAAAAUGGACAAAUACAUUGCAAGCCAUGCCCAUUUGGAAAGUACUGUGGUCCACUGCACCUGCUUGGACGACACAUCGAAAAUAAGCCAGUCUCAGUCCAACCCAUUGACUGUCCAGCUGGCUAUUACUGCAUUCAAGGAAUCCAGUAUCCAUGUCCACGGGGCUCUUACAGUAACCGGACUGCUCAAGUCAGUACUGAGCAGUGUGAGGCAUGUCCAAGAGGGAAAUAUUGUGCAGUGGAAGGUCUGAGUCAUUACUCCGGUCUUUGUGACCCAGGCUGCGUUUGCUUGCUGCGGGCCACCACCUCCUGCCCUUCAGAUAACAUCACUGGUUACCUGUGUCCACCUGGGCACUAUUGCCCCCAAGGUUCUGGCUAUGGAAUAAGAUGCCCAGCCGGAACAUUUGGCCCUAGGGAUGGUCUGUCAUCUGUUAUGGAAUGUGUUCUGUGUACACCAGGUUUCUACUGUGACGUGGAAGGGCUUGCUUCUCCAACAGGACCUUGUUUCCCAGGGCAUUACUGUGUGCUUGGUGCCAGAACAGGGAGUCCUUUUGGAGAUCAAACAGGGGAUAAGUGUCCACCAGGUUACUUCUGCCCUUCUGAGACUGACAGUCCUAAACCUUGUCCCCCAGGAACUUACCAACCUUUGUCAGGUGUGACCUCCAGAAAUGAAUGUCUGCCUUGUCCAGGUGGAAAGUAUUGUGAAAGUCAGGGACAAAGUAAUGUUUCUGGAGACUGUUCAGCUGGAUUUUACUGCAUCUCUGGUUCGAGCAGUGCCUUCCCUUUGGAUGGCAGCAUGGGUGCUCCGUGCCCUGUGGGGCAUUAUUGCCCAGCUGCUUCUAGCCAGCCUUGGGCAUGCAGAAAUGGCAAGUAA